Molecule: messenger RNA, 1830 nt
Organism: Penicillium alfredii
Lineage: Eukaryota; Fungi; Ascomycota; Eurotiomycetes; Eurotiales; Aspergillaceae
Product: homeobox domain-containing protein
Exons: 3
Coding region: 1-1830 (609 amino acids)
Biological process (GO): cell differentiation; regulation of transcription by RNA polymerase II
Molecular function (GO): DNA-binding transcription factor activity, RNA polymerase II-specific; RNA polymerase II cis-regulatory region sequence-specific DNA binding
Source: RefSeq, a predicted model, not a curated record
AUGUCGGCAUUCAUCCAAACGCCUGACCUCUCGGCCGGCGCGGUGACGACGGCAUCGUCCUCGCCCCCGACCUCCACUCCUUCGCCGUCGACUUCGAGUGCGAAUACGGCGCCCUCGUCGGCCACUCGUCGCCCUCCUCGCAAAAGCACGUUGACUCAACAGCAGAAAAACAAUAAGCGACAGCGGGCGACCCAGGAUCAACUGGUUACCCUCGAAGUUGAAUUCAACAAGAACCCCACCCCCACAGCGGCUACCAGAGAGCGAAUCGCACAGGACAUUAAUAUGACCGAGCGAUCCGUCCAGAUCUGGUUUCAGAAUCGCCGUGCCAAAAUUAAGAUGCUUGCGAAGAAGAGUAUUGAAACGGGCGAGGGCUGCGAUUCAAUCCCCGAGUCUAUGCGCCAUUACCUUGCGAUGCAGAUUGACCCCAACAAGCCUGCCUCGAGGGAUUCCUUCAGCCGCACACCUAGCUACGGGGCUCCCAGCAUGUAUGCAAACGACGCAAACCCGUCCAGCAAAGUUGUGAUCUCCCAUUUCACCUGCCGUUCCUUGACCAUCGGUAGCUGGCGGCGCAUUGGGCAAAACGCGAUGGACCUGGUGGUCUUCUACUCGCCCGACAAGGCCUGCAUGACUUACUACAUCAACAAUGACGCAGCCGGCUAUAAGAUCGAGUAUCCCUUCUCCUACAUCAAGAACAUCUCUCUGGAGACUGGUGAUCCGACUCCUGGGCCGAACGGCGCCCCGCCUCGCCCUGGUGGCCUUGUUGUGGAACUGAACCGCCCACCGAUGUUUUACAUGGACUCCUCCAACUCCGGCGGCUUUUACCAGUGUGGAGACUUCACUGAGGAGCAGCAGGCGAGCCAAAUGAUGGUUCAUCACCUGGGAGGCCAUCCCAAGGUUUUGAGUGUUCAACUCGCCAAGCUGGUGUCCUUGGAGUCUUUCCAGAAUCGCCUGGCGUACAACAACGACAACAACGCCGCCAACAACAAUUUCGCCAUGUCGGCCACCCCCGCGAUGUCACCGCCUUUUAUCCAGCGCUCAGCCUCCCAGCCCAAUCACUUUGCCCCUCCCGCCUACAUGGGACUGUAUCAGGACAACAAUCACCUGGGACUGAACAUGCCUCCACCACGUGGACACAAACGCCAGCGGAGUCGCUCCGUGCCUGCCGCUGUUGACAUCUCGACGUUGCAGGCUCCAAUGCCCUCUUUCCACGGCCCAUCGCCCUCGGGGCCGUUCAGCAGUGCCGACUCGGGCAUUUAUGCGCCUGUCCCGCAAUCGACCCAUGCUCUUCCCACGGAUCUCCGCAUUGAUACCGAAGGAUAUGGACUAGACUUCCGCACAAACUCUAUGUCUGCGGCCACGGCCGGAUCACCGUCGGACUUUGCUAGCCCAUCCAUGUUCAGCAGUGCCGCUCAGGGAGAGUCAACCCCAGUUGCUAGCAUGACUCCUCAAUUCAAUGUCCCCUUCGUCCCGGGAGGCUCGACGGAUGCAUCCACGAUGGGAUCGCAUGCCGCAUCGCCGUACUCUAACGUCGGCCCGGCCGAUCCAUUGAUCGCCGAUCACUCGCCUCCGCUGUCGAAUAUGUCGCAUGCUCCAUCGGACAUGUAUGGGUUCGCUCACGAUCCCCAGUCUGCCUUUGUUGAGGAUGGCAUGUCGAUGAAUGAGAUGUACCCCAAGCAUCACGUCCAAUUUGGAGUUUCGCACGAUGGCCCCAGCUUCGAAUUGCCUAUGCAUGGCUUGCCGGGCCACCCCUCACCAGGGUUGGGUGACUACUCGCAUGGUAUGGCCAACCUCGACGAGAUGAAUUCUCACGGUUUGCCAUCUGGGCCCUGA